AUGAAUUUGUAUAAUAAAGAAUUGUCAUGGGAUAUCCUCACAAUUUUGGGAUAUCCUCGCAAUUUUGAGAUAUCUUCACAAUUUUGGGAUAUCCUCGCAAUCUCGGGAUAUCCACGCAAUUUUGAG
This is a messenger RNA of Entrophospora candida, 126 nucleotides long. Lineage: Eukaryota; Fungi; Glomeromycota; Glomeromycetes; Entrophosporales; Entrophosporaceae. The record is from the annotation of a GenBank genome assembly.